AUGUGGAUACGAACCAAGCAUGACACUCCAACUGAUGGAACAGGCCCUGAUGGGGACUAUCCUGAUGGAAAAGGUUAUUUCAUCUACCAAGAAGCGAGUAAUCUGAUCCCCUUCGACACUAACAGGCUGGAGAGCCCAGAUACAGUAGUUUCUGGAAAAAUAUGCAUAGACUUCUGGUACUACAUGUUUGGAUCAGAAGAGAUGAAUGAGCUGAGAGUGCUCAUCCAAGAUAGCUCAGGGGAGUCUGUGGUAAUUUUUGAGGCUGUUCGAGGACUGACAGAGUAUGGGGAUACAGCACUGGACAAUGUGAGAGUAAGGGAUGGACCCUGUGAAGCUAUUUGCAGUAUACACGGGGAUCCCCACUACAACACCUUUGACAAGCAGCGUCAUGACUUCAUGGGCACCUGCACCUACACCCUCUCCAAGCUGUGUGACAGCAACAGCUCCCUGCCCUACUUCAACGUGGAAGCGGCCAAUGAGCACAGGGGAGGCAACACCCGUGUGUCCUAUGUCCAGUAUGUGGAUGUUGAUGUCUAUGGCUACAGGAUCAACCUUGGUCAAAAAAAAGCUGUUAAGGUCAAUGGAGUCAGCCAGGUGGUCCCUGUGACCUUGGUCCCAGGUGUCAGUAUUUCCCUCAGUGGGCAGUACAUUGUGGUUACUACUGACUUCGGGCUGCAAGUCAAGUUUGAUGGAAACCACAGAGCAGAAAUCAUUCUUCCCAGUACCUAUAUGUCUAAAGUCUGUGGAAUAUGUGGAAAUUACAACGGGCAAAAAGCAGAUGACUUUCUCAACCCAGAUGGAGAGAUGGAAGCCAACUCAACCAGCCUUGGCAACAGUUGGCAGGUUUACAACGACUCCAGGUGUUCACCAGAUUAUGGCCAUACUCCAAACUGCACUGAUGAGGAAAAACACAUGAUCCAAAGCAAUGCAUACUGUGGCCUGAUCACAGAUCCAAGUGGUCCAUUCCAGAACUGCCAUGCAGUGGUCGAUCCACGGAGUUAUUUUGAAGAUUGCCAGUAUGAUCUCUCACUGGCCUGUGCAGCCAACAGUCACUACGAGCCCUGUGCUGCAGCCUGCCCUGCCACCUGUGUUGACCCAACAGCUCCCUACAACUGCAGCCUGCCGUGCGUGGAGGGCUGUGUAUGCGACAGCGGGUACCUGCUCUACAACGACCGCUGCGUGCCCAGCCAGCAGUGCGGGUGCUGGCACAACGGGCAGCACUACCCCGUGGGCUCUGAGUUCUGGACGGACAACACCUGCUCCUCCAAGUGCACCUGUCCCUCUCGGGGAAGCAAAGUGCAGUGCUUCAAUGCCUCCUGCCCUGCGGGCCAGUACUGCGGGGUGCAGAACGGCAAACCCGUGUGCCUUGAACACUCCUACGGCAUCUGCCACGUCCACGGGGACCCCCACUACCAAACCUUUGACAAGGUGACGCACAACUUCAUGGGCAACUGCACCUACACCCUGGCCAAAGUGUGCUCCAACACCACCUCCCUGCCCUACUUCAACGUGGAGGCCAAGAACGAGCACCGUGGCAGCACCCGGGUGUCCUACGUGCGCGAAGUCGUGGUUGAGGUGUAUGGACAGCGCAUCGUCAUCAUCAAGCAGCAGAAGAGCCACGUGCUGGUGAACAACGUGCGCCAGACGUUGCCGGUGAGCGCAGCAGGAGGGGCCAUCACGGUGAGCAGGAGCGGUCGCUACAUCGUCCUGGAGACAGACUUCAGCCUCAGAGUGUCCUACGACGCUGACCACUCGGUGGAGGUGAAGGUGCCCACCACCUACUUCAACCUGACCUGUGGCAUGUGUGGCAACUUCAACAACCGCAGAGACGAUGAAUACAUGAUGCCCAAUGGGCAGCAAGCCGCAGACUCCAAUGCUCUGGGGGAGAGCUGGCAGGUGCCAGACAGUGACCCCUCCUGCGGUGUCCCUGUGCCCUCCCCACCCUGCAGUGCAGAAGACGAGAAGCUCUAUGGGUCCGACCAGUUCUGCGGCAUCCUGACCACCAGGCCUAGCUCUUUUGAGAGCUGCCAUGGCGUCAUCAACCCCCAAGACUACUUUGACACCUGCUUGUAUGACCUGUGUGCCCUGAAUGGUGGCCAGGAGCUCCUGUGUGCUGCUCUGGAGGCCUAUGCUGACGCGUGCCAGGCUGCUGGUGUGACUCUUCUUCCCUGGAGGAAUGCUACCUUCUGCCCUAUUGCAUGCCCUCCCAAUAGUCAUUACAAUCCGUGCACCAGUGCCUGUCCAGCAACCUGCACUGACCCUCUUGCAUCACAGAACUGCAGCAGACCUUGUGUAGAAGGAUGUGAAUGCAACAGUGGCUUUGUCCUCAGCGGAGGACAGUGUGUGUCCAUGAGCAACUGUGGCUGCCUUCAGAAUGGCAAAUAUUAUGAGAAAGGAGAAUCUUUUUGGCAACCAGACUGUGUAGGCCAAUGUGUAUGUACUGGAAAUGGAACUGUAGUUUGCAAUUCAGACACAUGUGAAGUGAAUGGAGAUCAGGUUCAUCUUCCUGUGGAUUUGAACCAUGAAGCCAGAAUAUCCAUACAAAGGCACUACAUAGUCAUUGAUACCUCUCUAGGGAUCCAGGUUAAGUUUGAUGGUGACCAGGAGCUUUUCAUUUUGGUUGAUGAAAGUCUCAAAGGACAGCUGUGUGGUCUCUGUGGGACAUUCAAUGACAACCAACAGGAUGACUUUUUAAACCCAGAUAAAGUCCUAGAACAGGAUCCAAAUAAAUUUGGUGACAGCUGGAUAGUGAAGGAUGACAACAGGACGUGUAAUCAAGUUUCAGUUGUACCGCCUGCUUGUGACACGGAAAAAGAGAAAGAAUAUGAAGAACUCUGCAAAAUUAUUUUGAAAUCUGGUGGACCUUUCCAGCUUUGCCAUUCACACAUUCCCCCACAACUGUACUUUGAGAGCUGUGUCUACGAUCUGUGUGCCACGGAGGGGGAUUCUGAUCAGUACUGCAAGAUUUUAGAGGCAUACGCUGCUGCCUGUGAAGCUGAAGGUGUAAAUCUCGGUGAAUGGAGGGAGGAUACCAUCUGUGCUGCACCACCAGCCUGCAAUAUGUGGUGUACAUUUGAGGCUGACUUCUGUGAGUGGAAACAAGAAACUACUGAUGACUUUGACUGGAUAAGGCACAAGGGACCGACACCCACACCCAAUACUGGCCCUUCCCAUGACCACACAACUGGAGAGGGCUAUUAUAUCUACCUGCAAGGAAGCAAGCAAAAGCCAGCUGAUAUAGCCCGCUUGGUCAGUCCAGUGUGCAGUUCAGAAGGACUUCACUGCUUCCGCUUCUGGUACCACAUGUAUGGAGCAGCUGAAACUAUGGCUCUGCGUGUGUAUGUAGUUCACAAUGAGACUUCAACACUGGAAUGGAAAGAUGCUGGAAACAAAGAGGACAGAUGGAACUUGGGAGAAGUCACGGUACACAGCAGAGGCAAUAUGCAGAUUGUCCUAGAAGGCAUGAUCGGUGAAGAUCUCCGGAGUGAUGUAGCUUUGGAUGAUCUGUCCAUUGUAAAGGGACAAUGCACAGAUGUCACUCCAACAACACCAGGACCCACAAUCACAACACCAUCAGAAGAGACGCCCACAUCAACACCCAUGCCAGAUUCAGGCACCUGUGUAGUGGAAGGAGACCCUCACUACCACACAUUUGACAAGCAGUUACACAAUUUCAUGGGCACCUGCACCUACACCCUCUCCAAGCUGUGUGACAGCAACAGCUCCCUGCCCUACUUCAACGUGGAAGCGGCCAACGAGCACAGGGGAGGCAACACCCGUGUGUCCUAUGUCCGAUACGUGGAUGUUGAUGUGGCUGACCUGCGGAUAAGGCUGGGACAGGGCGGAGUGGUGACGGUCAAUGGGGUGGAAGAGAUCCUGCCUUGCAGCCCAACUGAGGGUGUGCAGAUCUUGUCCAGUGGGCUCUACACCAUGGUCAUGACUGACUUUGGCUUGAGAGUCAAGUUUGAUGGGAACCAUCGGGUGGAGGUGAUGCUUCCAAGCUCCUUUGGGCAGAAGGUUUGUGGCAUGUGUGGCAACUACAACGGGAUAGCAAGAGAUGACUUCCAGAACCCAGAAGGGACAAUGGAGCCAGACUCCACCAGCCUGGGUAACAGCUGGGAAGUGUCCAACAACAGCAGCUGCUCAGCAGGACCUCUGCCCAUCCCAGCCUGCAACGAGACCGACAAGCAACUGAUCAGCAGCAGCCACUUCUGUGGGCUCCUCAAUGACACCAGUGGCCCGUUUCAGGUGUGCCACGCUGUGCUGAGCCCCAGCAGCUACUUUGAAACCUGCAGCUAUGACCUGUGUGAGCUGGGGCUGGACCGUGAGACCCUGUGCAAGAGCCUGCAGUCCUAUGCAGAUGCUUGCCAGUCACUCGGCGUGCAGAUACCUGCGUGGAGGAACGAAACCUUCUGCCCGAUUGCUUGUCCAGCCAACAGUCACUACGAGCCCUGUGCUGCAGCCUGUCCUGCCACCUGUGUUGACCCGAUGGCUCCUGUUACCUGCAGCCUGCCGUGCGUGGAGGGCUGUGUGUGCGACAGCGGGUACCUGCUCUACAACGACCGCUGCGUGCCCAGCCAGCAGUGCGGGUGCUGGCACAACGGGCAGCACUACCCCGUGGGCUCUGAGUUCUGGACGGACAACACCUGCUCCUCCAAGUGCACCUGUCCCUCUCGGGGAAGCAAAGUGCAGUGCUUCAAUGCCUCCUGCCCUGCGGGCCAGUACUGCGGGGUGCAGAACGGCAAACCCGUGUGCCUUGAACACUCCUACGGCAUCUGCCACGUCCACGGGGACCCCCACUACCAAACCUUUGACAAGGUGACGCACAACUUCAUGGGCAACUGCACCUACACCCUGGCCAAAGUGUGCUCCAACACCACCUCCCUGCCCUACUUCAACGUGGAGGCCAAGAACGAGCACCGUGGCAGCACCCGGGUGUCCUACGUGCGCGAAGUCGUGGUUGAGGUGUAUGGACAGCGCAUCGUCAUCAUCAAGCAGCAGAAGAGCCACGUGCUGGUGAACAACGUGCGCCAGACAUUGCCGGUGAGCGCAGCAGGAGGGGCCAUCACGGUGAGCAGGAGCGGUCGCUACAUCAUCCUGGAGACAGACUUCAGCCUCAGAGUGUCCUACGACGCUGACCACUCGGUGGAGGUGAAGGUGCCCACCACCUACUUCAACCUGACCUGUGGCAUGUGUGGCAACUUCAACAACCGCAGAGACGAUGAAUACAUGAUGCCCAAUGGGCAGCAAGCUGCAGACUCCAAUGCUCUGGGGGAGAGCUGGCAGGUGCCAGACAGUGACCCCUCCUGCGGUGUCCCUGUGCCCUCCCCACCCUGCAGUGCAGAAGAUGAGAAGCUCUAUGGCUCCGACCAGUUCUGUGGCAUCCUGACCGCCAGGCCUAGCUCUUUUGAGAGCUGCCAUGGCGUCAUCAACCCCCAAGACUACUUUGACACCUGCUUGUAUGACCUGUGUGCCCUGAAUGGUAGCCAGGAGCUCCUGUGUGCUGCUCUGGAGGCCUAUGCUGACGCGUGCCAGGCAGCUGGUGUGACUCUUCUUCCCUGGAGGAAUGCUACCUUCUGCCCCCUGCAGUGUCCUCCCAACAGCUACUAUGACUCCUGCAUGACCGGCUGUCCUGCCACCUGUGUUGACCCUCAAGCCCCACAGAACUGCUCCAAGCCUUGUGUGGAGGGCUGUGCAUGUAGCUCUGGCUUCCUGCUGAGCGGAGACACCUGUGUGCCCGAGGCCAGCUGCGGCUGCCACUUUGAGGGCAACUACUAUACUCAAGGGGAAUCCUUCGUGAAUGAGAACUGCACUCGCUGGUGCCAGUGUGAAGCCAAAGGCCAGAUGGUUUGCUCUGCCCUGUCCUGUGGUGAGGAUGAGGUCUGCAAGGUCCAGGAUGGCCAGAGGGGCUGUUACCCAGCCAGCACUGCCGUCUGCCACAUCUACGGUGAUCCACAUUACAGCACCUUUGAUGGGAAGCUCCACCACUUCCAGGGCUCCUGCAACUACACAGUGGUGACGGGCUGUGACAACUCCUCCGUUGGCUUCAGCAUCACCACCCGCAACAAACACCGCGGCAGCCAGAGCUGGACAGCUCUGAACUCUGUGGCACUGUCCCUUGAAGGCCUCCACAUUGCACUGCGCCAGCACAAGGCAGUCUAUAUCAAUGGUGCCCUGGUCUCCCUGCCUGCUUCUCCUGCCCCCGGCAUCACCAUUUCCCUGAGCGGCUCCUACGUGCGGGUUUCCACCAAGCUGGGCCUGCAGCUGCAGUUCAAUGGGGACCAUGAGCUCCUAGUGAAGGUGUCUGAGAAGUACAAGGACAAACUCUGUGGGCUGUGUGGGACUUACACUGGGAGCCAGCAGGAUGACUUCAUGCGACCCGAUGGGGUGGUUGUACCCGACUUCAACGACUUUGGAACCAGCUGGAGGGUGCCAGAUGAUGAGUGGCCGCACUACAACGUCACCUCCAUAUACAACAACGUCACCGUCACCUGGAACGAGCACAGGUACUGCUCUCUCCCAUCUGAGCUUUUUAGUGGCUAUGACAAGCUCUUCCGCCUUGGCUGGCCGCUCUUGCCUCUCCAUGGGCAUGCCAUAGAUGUGCAUGGAUCUCCACCAACAGACUGCAAUUUUGCCUGCACGUUUGAAGAGGACUUGUGUGGGUGGGUCCAGGCAGAUUACAGCAGCAUUGACUGGAUAAGGAACAAAGGCCCAACACCCACGCCAAAUACUGGCCCAUCCUCUGACCACACAACAGGAGAUGGCUACUACAUCUUCCUGCAAGGCAGUGCUGAUACUCUCUCUGGUUUUGUGGCUCGCCUGGUCAGUCAGGAGUGCAGCUGGGAAGGAACACUCUGCUUCAGCUUCUGGUACCACAUGUAUGGAACUGCUCAAAACAUGGCCCUGCGGGUGUACAUGCAAAAGGGUGAGGAGCUGGUGGAGGUCUGGAAAGAAGUUGGGAACCAUGGAGACAGGUGGUACUUGGGAGAGGUCACAGUGAACACCACAGGAAACUUCCAGAUCCUGCUGGACGGAGAAUGGGGUGAAGAUGUGAGGAGCAACAUAGCAUUGGAUGAUCUCUCCGUUGUACAGGGAGCCUGUGCAGGUACAUCGACACCAACACCCACGGUCCCCUUGCCAGGUCCACUUCCUACUACACCCCCUACUCUGCUGCCUAACAUUACAACACCGUCAACACCAAGACCAACAACACCACCAGGAAUGUCCUCAGGCACCUGUGUAGUGGAAGGAGACCCUCACUACCACACAUUUGACAAGCAGUUACACAAUUUCAUGGGCACCUGCACCUACACCCUCUCCAAGCUGUGUGACAGCAACAGCUCCCUGCCCUACUUCAACGUGGAAGCGGCCAACGAGCACAGGGGAGGCAACACCCGUGUGUCCUAUGUCCGAUACGUGGAUGUUGAUGUGGCUGACCUGCGGAUAAGGCUGGGACAGGGCGGAGUGGUGACGGUCAAUGGGGUGGAAGAGAUCCUGCCUUGCAGCCCAACUGAGGGUGUGCAGAUCUCGUCCAGUGGGCUCUACACCAUGGUCAUGACUGACUUUGGCUUGAGAGUCAAGUUUGAUGGGAACCAUCGGGUGGAGGUGACACUUCCAAGCUCCUUUGGGCAGAAGGUUUGUGGCAUGUGUGGCAACUACAACGGGAUAGCAAGAGAUGACUUCCAGAACCCAGAAGGGACAAUGGAGCCAGACUCCACCAGCCUGGGUAACAGCUGGGAAGUGUCCAACAACAGCAGCUGCUCAGCAGGACCUCUGCCCAUCCCAGCCUGCAACGAGACCGACAAGCAACUGAUCAGCAGCAGCCACUUCUGCGGGCUCCUCAAUGACACCAGUGGCCCGUUUCAGGUGUGCCACGCUGUGCUGAGCCCCAGCAGCUACUUUGAAACCUGCAGCUAUGACCUGUGUGAGCUGGGGCUGGACCGUGAGACCCUGUGCAAGAGCCUGCAGUCCUAUGCAGAUGCUUGCCAGUCACUCGGCGUGCAGAUACCUGCGUGGAGGAACGAAACCUUCUGCCCGAUUGCUUGUCCAGCCAACAGUCACUACGAGCCCUGUGCUGCAGCCUGCCCUGCCACCUGUGUUGACCCAACAGCUCCCUACAACUGCAGCCUGCCGUGCGUGGAGGGCUGUGUGUGCGACAGCGGGUACCUGCUCUACAACGACCGCUGCGUGCCCAGCCAGCAGUGCGGGUGCUGGCACAACGGGCAGCACUACCCCGUGGGCUCUGAGUUCUGGACGGACAACACCUGCUCCUCCAAGUGCACCUGUCCCUCUCGGGGAAGCAAAGUGCAGUGCUUCAAUGCCUCCUGCCCUGCGGGCCAGUACUGCGGGGUGCAGAACGGCAAACCCGUGUGCCUUGAACACUCCUACGGCAUCUGCCACGUCCACGGGGACCCCCACUACCAAACCUUUGACAAGGUGACGCACAACUUCAUGGGCAACUGCACCUACACCCUGGCCAAAGUGUGCUCCAACACCACCUCCCUGCCCUACUUCAACGUGGAGGCCAAGAACGAGCACCGUGGCAGCACCCGGGUGUCCUACGUGCGCGAAGUCGUGGUUGAGGUGUAUGGACAGCGCAUCGUCAUCAUCAAGCAGCAGAAGAGCCACGUGCUGGUGAACAACGUGCGCCAGACGUUGCCGGUGAGCGCAGCAGGAGGGGCCAUCACGGUGAGCAGGAGCGGUCGCUACAUCGUCCUGGAGACAGACUUCAGCCUCAGAGUGUCCUACGACGCUGACCACUCGGUGGAGGUGAAGGUGCCCACCACCUACUUCAACCUGACCUGUGGCAUGUGUGGCAACUUCAACAACCGCAGAGACGAUGAAUACAUGAUGCCCAAUGGGCAGCAAGCUGCAGACUCCAAUGCUCUGGGGGAGAGCUGGCAGGUGCCAGACAGUGACCCCUCCUGCGGUGUCCCUGUGCCCUCCCCACCCUGCAGUGCAGAAGAUGAGAAGCUCUAUGGCUCCGACCAGUUCUGUGGCAUCCUGACCGCCAGGCCUAGCUCUUUUGAGAGCUGCCAUGGCGUCAUCAACCCCCAGGACUACUUUGACACCUGCUUGUAUGACCUGUGUGCCCUGAAUGGUAGCCAGGAGUUCCUGUGUGCUGCUCUGGAGGCCUAUGCUGACGCGUGCCAGGCAGCUGGUGUGACUCUUCUUCCCUGGAGGAAUGCUACCUUCUGCCCCCUGCAGUGUCCUCCCAACAGCUACUAUGACUCCUGCAUGACCGGCUGUCCUGCCACCUGUGUUGACCCUCAAGCCCCACAGAACUGCUCCAAGCCUUGUGUGGAGGGCUGUGCAUGUAGCUCUGGCUUCCUGCUGAGCGGAGACACCUGUGUGCCCGAGGCCAGCUGCGGCUGCCACUUUGAGGGCAACUACUAUACUCAAGGGGAAUCCUUCGUGAAUGAGAACUGCACUCGCCGGUGCCAGUGUGAAGCCAAAGGCCAGAUGGUUUGCUCUGCCCUGUCCUGUGGUGAGGACGAGGUCUGCAAGGUCCAGGAUGGCCAGAGGGGCUGUUACCCAGCCAGCACUGCCGUCUGCCACAUCUACGGUGAUCCACAUUACAGCACCUUUGAUGGGAAGCUCCACCACUUCCAGGGCUCCUGCAACUACACAGUGGUGACGGGCUGUGACAACUCCUCCGUUGGCUUCAGCAUCACCACCCGCAACAAACACCGCGGCAGCCAGAGCUGGACAGCUCUGAACUCUGUGGCACUGUCCCUUGAAGGCCUCCACAUUGCACUGCGCCAGCACAAGGCAGUCUAUAUCAAUGGUGCCCUGGUCUCCCUGCCUGCUUCUCCUGCCCCCGGCAUCACCAUUUCCCUGAGCGGCUCCUACGUGCGGGUUUCCACCAAGCUGGGCCUGCAGCUGCAGUUCAAUGGGGACCAUGAGCUCCUAGUGAAGGUGUCUGAGAAGUACAAGGACAAACUCUGUGGGCUGUGUGGGACUUACACUGGGAGCCAGCAGGAUGACUUCAUGCGACCCGAUGGGGUGGUUGUACCCGACUUCAACGACUUUGGAACCAGCUGGAGGGUGCCAGAUGAUGAGUGGCCGCACUACAACGUCACCUCCACAUAUAACAACAUCACCGUCGCCUGGAACGAGCACAGAAGGCAAAGAGGAGGGUUCUCCAACUCAGCAGAGCCAUAUGGCUACUACAUCUUCCUGCAAGGCAGUGCUGAUACUCUCUCUGGUUUUGUGGCUCGCCUGGUCAGUCCGGAGUGCAGCUGGGAAGGAACACUCUGCUUCAGCUUCUGGUACCACAUGUAUGGAACUGCUCAAAACAUGGCCCUGCGGGUGUACGUGCAGAAGGGUGAGGAGCUGGUGGAGGUCUGGAAAGAAGUUGGGAACCAUGGAGACAUGUGGUACUUGGGAGAGGUCACAGUGAACACCACAGGAAACUUCCAGAUCCUGCUGGACGGAGAAUGGGGUGAAGAUGUGAGGAGCAACAUAGCAUUGGAUGAUCUCUCCGUUGUACAGGGAGCCUGUGCAGGUACAUCGACACCAACACCCACGGUCCCCUUGCCAGGUCCACUUCCUACUACACCCCCUACUCUGCUGCCUAACAUUACAACACCGUCAACACCAAGACCAACAACACCACCAGGAAUGUCCUCAGGCACCUGUGUAGUGGAAGGAGACCCUCACUACCACACAUUUGACAAGCAGUUACACAAUUUCAUGGGCACCUGCACCUACACCCUCUCCAAGCUGUGUCGUGCUUCCUGCAGUGCCUCUGGGGACCCACAUUACAACACUUUUGACCACAAAGUCCAUAAUUUCAUGGGAAAUUGCACUUACACCCUCUCCAAAGUGUGCACUGCCUCAGAGAGUCUUCCAUACUUCGAUGUGUCCACAACAAAUGAGCACAGAGGAGCCAACACCAAAGUCUCAUAUGUGAAGUCAGUGCAUGUGGAAGUCUAUGACCAUCAGAUUUCUCUGCUGAAAAACAAGAAAGUGAAUGUUAAUGGUCACAGAAUGACCUUGCCUGUAUUUAUUGAAAAGAAGAUCAGUAUUCAAAGCAGUGGUGGAUAUGUUCUCUUGGAAACUGACUUUGGACUGUGGGUGAGAUAUGAUGGAAAUCACUAUGCAGAAGUCUCUGUGCCCUCUAAUUACAGUGGUCUGCUCUGUGGCCUCUGUGGUAAUUAUAAUGGUGAUCCAAAUGAUGAUAAUAUCAAGUCCAAUGGUGACAUUGCAAGUGAUUCUACUGAUCUUGGAGAAAGCUGGCUGGUGCCUGAGAAUAACACUAUAUGCUCCAGUGGUGGGAAAGAAGAGCAAUGUGAUCCUGUGUUGGAGAGUGAAGCAAAGAAAAACACAGCAUGUGGCAUGAUCACAGACCCAACAGGAAUCUUCAAGGACUGUCACAGCAAGGUGCCUCCACAGAAUUUCUUUGAAAACUGUGUUUAUGACAUGUGUUUCACUGGGGGACAGGCAAUAUCCUUAUGCUACGGACUGCAGGCCUAUGCUGAGUCGUGUGUCAAUGCUGGGAUAUGCAUAGAGUGGAGGAAUGCUACUCUCUGCCCAAUGUCCUGUCCUGGAGGCAGCAUCUACCAGAGUUGUGGUACUAGGUGUCCCUCUACCUGUUUGAACAUGUCAGCAGAUGAUUCCUGCAGUUCUUUGCCAGUGGAAGGUUGCUUCUGUAAGGAAGGCUAUGUUUUGAGUGGAGACAAAUGCGUGACAGAAAGCAAUUGUGGUUGUGUUGAUGAAAAAAACCAGUAUCACCAGUACACUUUUGUGGGAACCUGCACCUACACUUUGGUUGAAGUUGUCAACACAGCCACCAAUGUCAUUCCUAUAACCAUACUUGGCAAGAAUGAAGACAGAGGACUAAGAGGGGCCACAUACCUGAAAGAAGUCUACAUAGAUGUGUAUGGUGUACGAAUCACCCUUCAGAAAAACCAAGGAAUCCUGCUGAACAACGAGAGAGUCUACACUCCAGUGCAGAACCGACUGCAAGGCGUGUCCAUUGGAAAUGUUGGCAGAUUUAUAGUAGUGGAAACUGACUUUGGUGUGAUAGUGAAAUUUGAUGGCAAUCACCAUCUGGAAAUCACCCUCCCACGCUCUUAUUUCUCACAGGUGCAUGGCAUGUGUGGCAAUUUCAAUGGUAAUCUUGAAGAUGAUCUGUCCUUGACCAAUGGUACAACUGUCACUGCCCCACAGUUUGGAAAUAGCUGGGAAGUGGAGAAAGACAGUGAUAAGGGUUGUUUGCCAGACUUAAGAGAAGAUGAGGAGCCUCCUUGCACUGCUGAGAAUAAACAAGUCAUUGAAAAACAGUGCAAUGUUCUAAAAUCAGACAAAUUCAAAGUGUGCCAUAGCCUAGUCAACCCUGAUGACUUCAUAGAGAUCUGCAUUUAUGAUAUGUGCCAGUAUGAUGGUAUGAAGUCUGCCCUCUGUGAUAUAGUUCAAGUCUAUGUGGACACCUGCAAGAAUCAUGGAAUCACCAUUAAAUGGAGGAAUAGCACAUUCUGUCCAUUGCCCUGCCCAUCCCGGAGCCACUACAAAGACUGUGUCUCUCCCUGCCCAUCAACAUGCAGUGACAUUUUUGCCUCUUCCCUUUGUGAGAAUACAGAAGAGUGCACAGAGGGCUGUGAAUGUGAUGAUAAUUAUGUGCUCAGCAAUGGCAACUGUGUGCCUCUCAGCAGUUGUGGCUGCAGGGACGAUGACAACAAUUACUACAGUGCUGGGGAGACAUGGCUAACUCCACACUGCACCCAAAGAUGCCAGUGCCAGAAGAACGGUGUCAUCAGUUGCAGGAGCUACAGCUGUGAUUCUAGAGAAACCUGCGUGAUCAAAGAUGGAAAACACAAGUGCAAUCCAACAAGUUUUGGGAUAUGCCAGGUCAUGGGCGACCCACACUACACAACCUUUGACAGGCUGGUGCACCACUUCCAAGGGAAAUACACGUACAUUCUGGCUCAGACCACCCCUGACCUCCCUGACACUCUGACACAGUUCAGCAUUGAGGGCAUGAACUAUCCUCUGCGUGGAAGUCGACACAUUACUUACCUGAAAGAGAUGCUCAUCAAUGUUUACAACCACACAGUGCGAUUCAGGCACAACAAGCAGAUUCUGUUGGAUGGUGUGAGAGUGAGGCCUCCUGUUCGACCUCAUGAAGGUAUUCGUAUAUAUCAGAGGCUAACAAGAAUUUACCUGGAGACAGAUUUUGGCUUAUACGUGAGCUUUGAUGGCAUCCAGAAUGCAGACAUAAAGCUGGCUACCACCUACAGAAGCAGAGUGGAAGGCUUGUGUGGUGACUUUGAUGGGAGAUACAGAAAUGACUUCAAAAAUCCAGAUGGUGUUUGGGUGAGGAAUGUGAAUACAUUUGGUGAAAGCUGGAAAGUUCCUCUAAAAAGAAGCUCUCGCCUCAGACGAGAUGUCAACUCAGAAAACGAACCCGAGGAGGAACCAGAUACAGGGCUUUUCCAAGGUUGCAAUGAAAAUCAGCUGGAGCAGCAAAACACAACUUCAAAUUGUCAAAUCCUGACUAACUUGAAUGGUCCUUUUGCCAAGUGUCAUUCUGCAGUCCAACCAGAUUUCUAUUUCACGAGCUGCCUGUUUGAUAGCUGUGUGGAAGGAGAUGAGAUCUUGUGUCGCAGUCUGGAGGAAUAUGUGCUGGCCUGUCAGCAGCAAGGAGUCAGCAUGGAUGGCUGGAGGCAGCAGACAGACUGUGGAAUGUCAUGUCCUCCCAACAGCAAGUACAGUUCAUGCAUGUCUGCAUGUCCAGCAUCCUGCAACGACCUGACCAGCCCCUCUGAGUGUGAAUCCCCCUGUGUUGAAGGCUGUGAAUGUCUCCCUGGUUAUGUUCUUAGUGGCUUUGAAUGCGUGCCUUACAAACAGUGUGGCUGCACAUACCUUAACAAAUACUAUGAGAUUGGAGAAAUAUUCACGACUGAUGACUGCUCUCAGAAAUGCCAGUGCACAGAAAGCUCUACUGUUUCCUGCUCUGAUGAAGUGUGUGGGUCUGGAGAAAUCUGUGACAUUUCAAACUACACUCGUGGAUGCUACAGGAGUGGCCCAUGUAUGCCAAAUCCUUGUAAGAAUGAUGGCAUUUGCUCUGAAACUUCCAACAGCACCUCUCUCCACUUCUGUGAAUGUUCAGAGCUCUACACAGGACUAAACUGUGAGGCUGAAAAAAUAGCUGAAGACCCUGGCACGGAGGAUUCCGACUACACCAUUGCCAUUGUCAUCGGAGUUGUGGCAGGAGUAGUUGUUAUUGUCAUUCUCAUCUCCUCUGCAGUGUACCUGUUCAGAACGAAGAGAAAUGUGGAUACAGUUGUUAUAACAAGGGAUUCUUCUUUGAAAGGGUCCAGGGACAAAUUGGAUGCCAGAGUACGUGAGCAAGAUUAUGGCUGCAUUGUGAACAGUGCAUUUGAUCAAAAUGAAUCUUCAAAUGCACAUCUAUAGUUAACAAUAUUGUUCCUAAUAAUUUUUCAUACUUUUUACUCUGUAUUUUAAUCAUAUUUCUAAUAUUUUGAGAAGAAAUAAUAAUAAAUUUAU
This is a messenger RNA of Melospiza melodia melodia, 14511 nucleotides long. RefSeq names its product IgGFc-binding protein-like. The record is from RefSeq and is a predicted model, not a curated record. Gene Ontology annotation, cellular component: membrane. Bases 1 to 14418 code for a protein of 4805 amino acids. Gene Ontology annotation, molecular function: protein binding. Lineage: Eukaryota; Metazoa; Chordata; Aves; Passeriformes; Passerellidae. The transcript is spliced from 67 exons.